ACUUUCUCUCUUUGCGAAUUCUUCAGCUUCAUUGAAGCGCUCUAGCGACUGCUACCGCCAGCUCUUGCUCGCUACCUUGAUGAUUCUUUGGAUGAUUGACUACUACAUGUAGUAGCAACCAGGUCAGUGGUUGGGGUUGAAGCCUGCAUUGACUGUAAAGUGGACGACAUUGCAGUACCGAUGGUGGGGACUGUAAACAAUCUCAGUAUCACCGAUGCUGAGUCGUAAACUCACCGUGCGACUUGCAGCUAGUAAUAGCAUGGACCAACGACGUUCGUUUCUCCUCGUCCUAGCAUGUGCUUUCUGCUGUCUGGUCGGCGCUCAAGGAGACGGCCCGCUCUCGUGUGAGUCCGUAGGUUGCGGCAACUCGAAUCCUCACGGACGCUGCAGCUGCGAUUCGGCAUGUAUCACCAGGCCCAGGGUCGACUGUUGCUUCGACUACACGACGCUGUGUGUCGAACCGCCUACUGUUCCGUCACUUUGUUCAGAUCGACCGGCCGGUGAGCAAUGCGUGCGCUCGACCAAUCCAUUCCAUACUUGCCAGUGUGGACCGGACUGCACUUCUCACAGAGUUGAGCCGGAUAAAUGUUGUCCAGACUACGUUUCUUUGUGCACAAAUGCAACUGCGAGUCCAGCACCGAAUGCCACUAAUCAAGCCACUGCGCCAGCAACAGUUGGUAGCACAGCCACAGCGCGUCCUACAACGCCACUGGCAACAGCACCCCCGAGAACUCUCUGUGCGAACGAAGGCUGUAUGUUCAGCGACCCUCUAGCGGCGUGCAGGUGUGACCACGCUUGCAAACUUGUGACCAAUGACGAUUGCUGCGAUGACUACGAUGCGGUGUGCGUGGCAUCGAUACCACCUCCGCCAAGACCAUGGUGUGCUGAUCGCUCUGUUUCUGAACAGUGUACUUUUGUACAGGCUAGCAGCACCUUACCUUGCCAAUGUGAUGCUACUUGUCACUUGUUCACAGAAGGGCCUAAUGCUUGCUGUCCCGACUGGAAGAGCACUUGCGGGCAAGAAGGAUUAUCUGAAGAAAACGUCUUUUCUGUGUCUCAUUCUCGGGGCAUCGGAAUGAGUAUGGCAGCAAGUAUGUCGACAGCAGAGAGCAGCCAGCUGAGCACCGGUAUUGGUGAUGGCACUAUGACAGAUUAUGCACCUGACUGGACCUCAGUGGCCACUGGUAACAAUAUGCCAUCAACAAUGACCAGCACUGUCAUCUCGUCAAGUAGCGUGAUGUUGCCCAGCGGAACGAGUACUCAAACGGCUGCGCAGGCCACUGUGCCAACUCCAGUUCAAACACCCAUGCCUGCGCCUGUAUCACCCUCAACACCCCUGAGUUCCGCCAUAUCCGGGCCCUCAUACCCUGCCAACAGCCAACCAGUAUUCAGCUCCUCGAUGUCAUCAUCCAUGUCAUCAUCCAUGUCAUCAUCCAUGUCAUCAUCCAUGUCAUCAUCCAUGUCGUCAUCCAUGUCAUCUGCUGCUCCUGGCCGGUCAGUAUCAGGUCAGUCCCCUAUGCCAUCAUCGGCUUCGCUAUUUCCCACAAAUCUGCCUCCAGUGCAGGCCUCUUCUGCCAUUAACCAACCCGUGAUGACUUCACAGUCUAUGUCGUCCACAGUCCUUGUUAGCAAAGCAAUGACAUCAUCAACAGUAGUGAGUAUGCCGACAGCACUUCCUUCCAUAGCAUUGCCAAUGACGCUAUCUGCCACAUCUGGCAAUGCUAUGCCGUCAGCAGGUACGUUGUUGCCCCUGGCCAGUACAGCUAAAAAUGCCGUUCAUAGUACCAUGACUACUGGCGCUUCAGCAUACAAUUCCCAGCCUCUUGGUGUGCACAGCACUUCUGCACAGCUUCCUCAGUCCGUCGAGAUGUCGCCAUCCACCCCUGUAAUGAUGUCAUCCACCCCUGUAAUGAUGUCACCUAGCCCCGCGAUGAUGUCACCUAGCACUGUGAUGAUGUCACCUAGCACUGUGAUGAUGUCACAUAGCACUGUAAUGGUGUCACCUAGCACAGCGAUGCUUUCAUCGGGCACAGUGCUGAUGACGUCCAGCACUGUGAUCCCAUCCAGCACUGAAACUAUGUCCAGUGUUGUGAUGAUGUCGCCUAGCACUGUAGUGGCGUCACCCAAUACUAUGAUGAUGUCACCUAGUACAGGGGCGGUAGUGGGCACAACAUCGACCGGAUCACCAGGCUUCCCUUCACAGUCAAGUAUGGCGACAGCAACUGCGAGUUUCCCCACUCCUCCAGCUUCCGCGACAACAACUGUGCUGACGAAUAAUGGCACACAACCAACUAUCACUACGCAAACAAAGGUGACAAACCAGCCAACACCAUCGGCUUCCACUACAUCUAAUCCACCAAUGAAUGUUACUAGUAGUACCCCACCAGGAACAACACCUGUUAAUGCAUCGGUCAACAGCCUGACAAGCUUGCCAAGUACAGUGAAUCCCAGUACAUCAUCUGCUGUUUCUAAUACAACAGCCAACUCUACAGCUUCGACGAACACUACAACUCCACAAUCUGUGGUGACAACGCGUGCACCAAGGAACUAUUCCACGGGUUCAGUUUCCACUGCAUUAGGUAGCCACACAAUGUCGUCAACGCUGUCAGCAGAAACUACCCAUGCAUCAACUUUUCACACUACGGCAGCAGCAUCUGUGUCAAGGAGUACUGCAACGCAGCUUACCUCGAGUAUACCUCAAUCUUCCUCCACGGCUACUAACUCUGGGUCAUCAGUGACAUCAGCAAUGAUGCCAACAGCUUCAUCCAACUCCUCCACAUUGUCAACCUCAAGCACAGCUACACAAGCUCCAUCGACUAAUCCCAUGGCUUCGGCAACAGUGGCUACAACUACGGCAACUGCAACAGUUACAGCAGCAACGACAGCAGCAACAACAAAAGCAUCGACAGCAGCAACAACAGCAGCAAUGUCAGGAGCAACGACAGCAGCAACAACUGAAGCAACGACAAAAGCAUCGACAACAACUGAAGCAACAACAGCAGCUUGGUUAACAUCUACUUCUUCUGCACAUACUACAAGACCCUCACCAACGUCACAUGCCAGGACUUCGGCUGCAGUAAAGACAUCGACGGCACCAGUGCCACCAACAGCUGGCGCAACGUCAACACCAUCAAGAGCAACUACACCACGGCAAAGCACAGCCAGCCUGUCGACCGGUGCUGCUGUUGUCAGCCAACGCAGUCAGCCAAACUCAGCAAGCGUCAGUACCUUCACCUCGCCAACAAGCCGGCAGAACGAAACAUCCGUGCCAAACCAGGGAGGUGUCAGUAUUGGCUUGAUUGCCGGUUGUGCCGCCGGCGGUGCCGUAGUUAUCAUUGUUGUUGCUCUACUGGUGAUCCGCCGUGUCCGUACAAAGAAGCGUAGACGCACAGCAAUGGCCAUGACAGACUAUCUCCUGGACAGUGCGAGUGGCACUUCGAACACCAGGAGACAUGGCAGGGGUAGUAGUAGCGGCAGCAGGAGUGGGCGCAGUUCUCAGACCUCACAUCUCAGCAUUUACGGCGAUAUGGAUGAUGACGAUGAUGACAUACUGGACGGUGCUGGUACAUUCAGCGAGACACCCCUGUUGUUCAAUUCUAGCAAAGGCUCACAGCAAACAGACUUGAUCCACCUCUGACAUGUGCACAGACGCGCCACUCACAUGUCUUUCCUUGACCUGUCACUAUGCUCGUACUAACUGCAAUGGCGACCAUUACAGGGGCACGUGUUCUCACGACCUGGCGAUGCUUGAGACCAAGUGAAACCUCUGUCAGUGCUGCAUGUGCAAUGUAGGCUGUCAUUUUUCUACACGUACGUAAUUAACUUCUAGGCUUGAUAUACCCUCGAUUCUCUCCUUCAAGUGGCAUUAAAUGUUCUUGCUUUUGGGACUUUUUGUCAUUUUCUUGACAUUUCCGAUCUACACUGAGUACUAAUGUGAGGUACAGGUAGCAGCUUCUUCCCUAAGGGAAGAGAUGAGCAAUACAUAAUUGCUUCUCUUUGCCAUCAUUAAUCAAGUGCAAAUUACUACUUUGGAGAAUGGGUGGUACUGGCUGGUAGAUUUGCAUCAACACUGAGAUACAGACUGAUUAUGCGAGAGAAAGUCUUCAGCCGACAUCACUGCAGCAGAAAGCACACAGUUGGACAUCGGUACCAACAACAGAUGAUAUGAAACUAGGUGCUAUGCGCUAAUCAGUUUACACACUCUUGUCACCAAGGAUUUGUUCUUUUUGAAGUGUUAAACAUGAUAUUGUAUAAUGUGAUGAUUCUGUCCUCCUCAUGACGGCAUGCAACAGCUGUAAAAAAAAACCGGUCUGACCCUCCUA
Sycon ciliatum is the source of this 4322-nucleotide messenger RNA. Its product is annotated as mucin-2-like. Lineage: Eukaryota; Metazoa; Porifera; Calcarea; Leucosolenida; Sycettidae. The coding region runs from base 215 to 3637 and encodes 1140 amino acids. The record is from RefSeq and is a predicted model, not a curated record. The transcript has 3 exons.